AUGCAGAUGGAAAACAUCGUUUCAUUCUGAACUAUCAGGAUCACUUGAAGAAGAUGGGGUGUCUUCGGGCUCUACAGACGAAAACUGCUGAAGAGGUUGCUUUCCACCUCGUUGAUACAUUCUGUGACAAAGGAGCCCCCCAUAUCCUGCAGUCUGACAAUGAAAGAGAAUUCUCAAAUAAGCUUGUCAAGGAAGUUCUGAUGAAGUGGCCAGAGCGCAAGAUGGUCCAUGGCAAACCACGACAUUCCCAAUCGCAGGGCUCGCUGGAACGUGCCAACAAGGAUAUUGAAGCAAGUCUCGCAUGUUGGAUGAAGGACAACAACUUUACGCAAUGGUCACAGGGACUGCGCUUUGUCCAGUGGAAGAAAAAUACCCGCUUUCACUCCGGAAUUGGAAGGACACCAUAUGAGGCCAUGUAUGGACAGAAGGCUCGUCUUGGUGUUGACGCAACUUCUGUACCAGAGGAGGUCCUGGACAGUAUGCAGACGGAGGAGCAGCUUCCAGAGGCACUAGGUGUUGUCAAUGAGGUCACAGACACAGAGGAGGAAGAGACAGGUGUUGAAGAGCAAGAAGAACCAUCCGCUGUCAUUAACUGAAUCCCCUGUGGUAGAAGAUAUUUUGGUUCAAAUGUGUGCAAGGUGUGUGAGAACCCAUGUCACUCUUAUACUCCGUGUUCUAUGAUGAAUAACGUAGAACAACAGAAACAAGCCCAAAAAAUGAUCGCUAAUUCUGUGAGGAGAUUUCAACCAGCCAAAGUAGGGAACACUGAUGGUUCCUGUUCCAUUAGUUGACCGCGGACGUGCAGAGUUUCCUAAUGUGAAGGCAGUGGUUUUUCAGGCAUUGGACAAUGGCACAUAUAAGCUUGGUACAAAACACGGCCUGCUUAAACAGAUGUACACUCGGAAACAAUUUACUUCAUGUCUAGAAAAAUUCCUUUUGCUAGAUGAUGUUGUACAGGAGCAGGGAGUAAGCCUGCAGGAAGUAGCCAAUGCAGAAUCAAUGGGACAAGGUCAGGGAUUCGCUAAAUGCUCUUGCACUAAGUCAUGUAUGACCAGACGCUGUUUUAUGCAACAACAGAUGCAAAUGCAGUGCCUCUUGCUCUAACAAGGUCGAC
Messenger RNA from Macrobrachium nipponense, 1114 nucleotides. Its product is annotated as KRAB-A domain-containing protein 2-like. The record is from RefSeq and is a predicted model, not a curated record. Lineage: Eukaryota; Metazoa; Arthropoda; Malacostraca; Decapoda; Palaemonidae. The transcript has 2 exons. Gene Ontology annotation, biological process: DNA integration. Gene Ontology annotation, molecular function: nucleic acid binding. Bases 54 to 596 code for a protein of 180 amino acids.